This is a messenger RNA of Xyrauchen texanus (razorback sucker), 5318 nucleotides long. RefSeq names its product phoenix (gene pho). Gene Ontology annotation, biological process: transcription by RNA polymerase I. The coding region runs from base 233 to 4750 and encodes 1505 amino acids. Lineage: Eukaryota; Metazoa; Chordata; Actinopteri; Cypriniformes; Catostomidae. The record is from RefSeq and is a predicted model, not a curated record. The transcript has 5 exons.
CGUCCGUGCCAUGAGAAAAACCCAUGUCACACGUGGUAUGUUGAUAACAACUUUAGCGCAUGUCACUUAGUUUCUACCUUGACCGGUACUUUUACGUUCAGAUUUAAUUAUCAGUAGCAGGAACGAGCGCCCUUAAAGACACAAGUCCUGUAUACAUGUAUUACGUCAAAUCAGCCUCACUUGCAAGUGUACAAGACAGUUCUGCUGGGAUAUAUUAUUUAUUUUAAAAAGCAUGGAUCUCACAAGCGACGACGACAUAACGUACACUGCGUCGCCGAACACGAUACGGAUGUUUGCAGAUAUUGACCCGAGCGCGGAGCUGAUCUUCGAAACUCCUCCGCCUGAUGUUGUCAGCUCUAUUACUAAGUGCUUUGAGCCGUUCACCAACACAUUUGAAAAGAGAAGUGGUGCUUCAUUCCUCGAUCUGCUGUCGGACAGUGACUCUGGUGAAAGUCUGUUUUUAACACAGGCUGUGACUUCAGCGGACAGAACUGUAAGGCGACGCAGAUCAAAAAAUAGGUCCGAGUCCAUCUCUGAUAAUGAUUGUGAUGAAGAGGGUGAAGGAAGCACCAGGAGAGGCCCAUGGAAUGAAGCCACUGAAUGUGAGGAGGAAACUGGAGGUCACCAGCAGCAUAAAGCGCUCCCAAAAGGAGGAAAAAAAUGCAGAAGAUUCGAUUUAUGGAGCAUUCGCCCCAAAAGAGCUCUAUUUCCCUUUAUGAUGAAGUCAAAAAGACAACAGGUCCUGACCAGACAGAAGCACCAGAUUCUGGAGAACUCAGAAAUUGGAGGGUUCCUCAAAUGCAUAAAGAAGACUAAGGAGGGUUAUACGAAUACAGGAGUAGCUCUCGGUUCAUGGAUGUUGGAGUCGGAGCUAAUCUAUAACUCAGAGGUGGACGAACGACACAGUGAUCAUGAAGUCUCAGUAGUGGAUAGAGAUGUUUUUGUUCCUGGUUUCCAUUUAAAAGGCAAACAAAUAUGGUGCCCACAAUCCGUCAUUGAGAGGAGGAAAGCUGUUAUGCCUUUAUCUCAGUAUCCUGAUAUGUUACAACCCAUAGAACAUAUGGACAUUGAAAAACAUGUCAAAAACCCAUCAAAAAAGAACAGCGAAAGAAAAAUAAAAGUCAGCUCAAAGCUCAAAAAUUCGAGCCAUCUACCACAGUCCCAGAUUAACUCAAUGAAGAAAUUUACACUAUCAAAAAAGACACCCAAAGCUGCAGCCAGGAAACGCUCAGUUGGGUCUUCAAAGUCUGAUAGUGUCCUUCGCCUUAAGGAACGUCAAAAGCAGCAGCAGCAUAAAAAUCAUGAGACAUCUGAGGUUUCGGCUUCUUGCUCAGAUUCUGAACUCUCAGAUUCUGCUCAUAUGCGACAUCCACAUCUUCAGCAGAUGGUUUGGUCUGUUGAGAACUCGGCUGAUGAAGCUUCUGAUGGAGGUGAUUUAUGGGUAAUUGAGGAGACGCAGACACUGAACUCUGUAGAUGCAGUUACAGAAGAAGCGACUAAUAUGAUGCAAGAAGAUGAAUUGAGGUCUAGGGCACAAAGCAAUUUCUGCUUUCCACCCCACGGGGGAGACAUUUCAAUACAUAAAGAUACUCAUUACACUGACGGCUCUCUGUUUUCAUAUGUGCCACUGGAUAAUGUGAUCAGGGUAAAAAAGACAAACAAACCGAACACAUUCGUCAAUGCAGAGGUUGCUAUGCGUGCCAGCAGCACCAAACACUCUGAGACUAGCCAGAGUUCUGUUGAUCCACAUACUAAACUGCUCUCUGAAAUCAAUUGCCAAAGUAAAAGAAGAUCAAAGUUGUCACUGUCUCAAAAAUGUAUUGAUGUUACAUGUAUAGAGGAAACCACAGAGAUGCAACCAGCAUCUGAGUGUUUACCACUAGCUGAUGAAGUGGAGGAUAAAGGAGCUAAUGAAAAGCAAACUGCUGCAUCAGUCUCACAGUCCGGUGAAACAGCAGACUACUUGAAGAUAAUGAGUAAUUUAUCUGUGAUGACAGACAGCACUGUUAUCCCAAAGGUUAAGAAGAAUAAAAUUAGAAAGCAUAAAAUCAAUGAACAAGAGGAUACAGGGCUUGAUUCAGGUAUUCAUUGUGUUGAAGAUGUUCAGUCAAUCCAGUACACUGGACUGAAGCAAAGUGAGUCAAAAACUACAGAGUUGUCAUGCAAAAAAAAACAAAAGGUGGCCAACAAAGAGAGAAAUGGAACAACAUAUGCAGAGAAAAGCAUUGCAAUAAACAACUCAUCAAACAAUACUUUUGACUUCAUUGCUGAUAGAGCUGCAGAUUUGAGAGUAAAUGAUUUUAUUCAUUUCACUGAGACCAAUGAGCUUGAACGGAUUUCAGAGGAUAAUACAGGGUCACCCAAUGUAAUUACAUUCAACUCUGUGAAAAAGAAGAAGAGGAAGAAAAAAGAUUUGUGUAAGCAGUAUGAAUCCAUUGAUUUGGAUCUGGAUAAAAGCUCUGUGUCCAUGUUUGGUGAGGUCACCAUGCCAAGAGUGCUUGCACAACAGGAGUCAACUACAGAAGAAAUCAUUGAGGAAAGGCUAUAUGAUGACAGUGCAACUGAACAUUUGGAAAGUAAUUCAGCAGGUGGAUUAAGUGUUGCAAAACGCAAAAAGAAAAGUAAACAUUUGAGUUCUGACAUUAGGCUGGGAAAAGCUGUAUCAGAGUCACAGUUAGGGAAUACAGUAGAACUCUUGGAGAAAACAAGUAAUUUAUCACAGUUUAAACCGAAAAUUAAGAAAAUGCACAAAUUGAAAGAGCAGGAGAAUUCCGAGCUUGAUUCAGAUACUCAAAAUGUUCACUCAAUUGAGUCAGAAACCUCUAUGCUGCCAUCCAGAAGAACAAAAAAGAAGAAAAAAGACACAAUGAUUAGCCCAUCAAAGAAAAGUUUGGAUCACAUUGACCAGAGACCUCCAGAAAUGAGAGCAAAUUAUUUGGUUCAGUCUUAUGAAGCCAUUGAGAUCCAUCCAAUUGAGCCUAUUGUGACAUCCGAGGAAAUUGCAGGAGCGCCAAGUGUAACUAGAUUAAAAUCAUUGAAGAAGAGGAAGAAAAAGGAUAGGAGUGAGAAACAUAGGUGUGAAUCUGUUCAUUUGGAUCCGGAUGGGAGUUCCUUGUCUCUGUUUGAUGUCACUGGUUUGAGAAAGGUUGCGCAAGACGAAGAUAGGCCAACUAUGCAAGAGAUCAUUGAAGAAAGGCAAUGUUUGAAAAGUAAUACAGUGGGCAUAUUAAGUGUUGCAAAAUGCAAAAAGAAAAGUCAGAAUGGGAGUUCUUCGUCUCAAGGUGAAGACAUCAUUGGACUAGAGAAAAACUGGACAGACUCGCCUUCAGGGAAUACAGCAGAACUCUUGGCGAAAACAAGUAAUUUAUCUGUGGUUUUAGACACCACGGUUAUCACACAUGUUAAAAAGAAAAAGAAGAAAAAGCACGAAGUAAAAGAGCAGGAGAAUGCAGAGCUUGAUUCAGAUACUCAAAAUGUUCACUCAAUUGAGUCAGAAACCUCUAUGCUGCCAUCCGGAAGAACAAAAAAGAAGAGAAAAGACAAAGUAAUUGAAAUGACAAUACAUGAAAAGGGCAAAAACGCAACAAUUAGCCCAUCAAAUAAAAGUCUGAACGGCAUUCUUGAUAGAUCUCCAGAACUGAGGUUAAAUGAUUUGGUUCAUCCCAGUGAAGCCAUUGAGAUGCAUCAUCUUGAGCAUAUUUGGAAAUCCAAGAACAUUACAGAAUGUCCAUCACUCAGUGUUACUAGAUUAAAAUCAGUGAAAAAGACAACAAGGAAAAGGGAUGGGAGCGAUUCUGUUGAUUUGAACGUUGACAUGUGUUCUGUGUCUUGGUUUGAUGUCAAUGGGCAGGCAGAAGAUGGGUCAACUACACAAGAAAUUAUCAAAGAAAGGCGAAGUGAUCUAACUGAACACUUGGAAAGUAAUACAACAGCUAAGUUAUAUUUAGCUAAACACAAAAAACAGAGGGAAAGGGCACAUGUAACUAUUAAUGAUAAUUCUGACUUGAGCUGUUCUGUGGCACAACAGGAAGAUACUGAAAUGCUUGUGAGACCAAAGAAGAGGAAGAAGAAAAGAAAUUCAGAUGGUAUUGAAUUGACUUCAGAAUUUACUGAGACAGAAGACCUUUUUGAAAACUCUCAGAGGCAGGUGUCGAAACCACCUGGAACAAUGUCAAAGAAAACAAAGAGAAAGAUUAGGGAGGAAAUGGAGGAACCUUAUCAGAGUCAAAUAUCUGUACUAAAUGACACCGUUGGACUUGAAACUGUACUGACAAAUAGGACUGACUCAGUCAAACAACAGAACAAUGCAGAAAGGCAGGUUAGCACUACAUCAUUGGGAGAUUCUGACAUUUCUAGAGACAGAAAGAAGAGAAGGAAGAAGGAUACUGGAAAUAAUGUUAUGUUAAUCCCCAGAAAUCAGAGUACUGACUCACCUACAGGAGUAAACCAAGAUGACGCAUCAAAAAGUCCAGAAAAGGAGAGGCAAAGAACAAGGUGUAAUGACAUAGGUUGUAUGGAAACUGAGUACAAUGCUAAUAUUUUUCAGUUGCAGCGAAAACAGGAUACUAAGAAAGAAAAUAACAAAAAGGCGGACUUUAAGGGAGCUACAGGGAUAGGAGACCAUUCUGGGUCUCAGACUGAUGAUGAAACUGGGAAGCGGAAAAAGAAGAGGAAAAGGGAAGAGAGUGCAUCCAUUAUGGAUACUCCAAGCUCUUUAAUCCACAAUGGAGAUAGAUAUUUGUUUUGGUAGGUUGAAAGAAAAAAUGAUGGAGAGUGACAUCCAGAAUGAUUAGGGAUAAGUUAAAUGGAAGAAAAGGAGGAAAAUGCUCAAAAAUGAUGAAUACACCAUUAACGUUAGAAACGAAAAUCAGAUGUGUGAGAAACAUUCAUCUCAACAAGAGGUAACAGUCUGAAUAUCGCAGUCAUAAGAACUUUAUAAUUGAAGACACAUGACUGAAUUGAAGAGCAAGUGGUUAAUAAAUGAAGUGGUUUCCAGUAAUGAGCUGGAGGUUCACUUGUCAUGGUCUUACCACUUGGUUAAAAAGAUUAAAAAGAAAAAGUUCAUCUUAACCUCUAAAGGUUUUGGGAAAACAUUUGAAUUCUGCUGAACACCAUAAAUAGUGGAGUGUUUUUUAAAUAUAUAUUAAAAUAUAUAUAUUUUUUAUGUAAUCACUCUACACUGUCAUCUGGAGAACAAUAUCACUUUAUCCUUUUAUACAAAAUCAUGAAAGACACUUUGUGCAUACUUUGCAACAGAGAACAUUUUUUAUGGGUUUCCCCCAUGUACAUUAAAUCCUCAAAGUCUUCAUUACUAAAUG